UUUAGCAGCACAUGCGGGGGGGAAAUAUUCCCCUUUCUCUUUGUUGACUUUCUCCCUACCAUUGCUACAGACACAAGAGGGAGGAAAGCUGCGGCUUCCGAGGGUGAUGAGGUGGUGACUGACUAGAGGAAGCAGAACGACCAUCCCAGAGCAUAGCCUCUCUCGUCCGCAGGUCAUUCCAAGGUCCCUCUCACCAGAGAGCUCCUGCCUAAAUAUAACCCCACUCACCCUUCGCACUCGCCCUGCAGGAGGGGCUAUAAUUAACCAAGUGUGCUGUCCAAAAAUAAGAGUGUUGGAAGUGACCCCCCAGUGGAUGCUGCAGAGGUCAGUCAUGAAAACAGCCAAUGAGCAGCAAAGCCCCAAUGGCAACAAAGCCCCAGCCCAGGGAGGAGAGACACCAGGAAGAGAUCGUUGCUCCAUUGUGGUCACCGGCGGAAGAGACAGCCGGACAGGCGCUCAGAGGUGGCUCGAAGGAGGAGCUGCUGACACCCAAGGGAGCUGACAACACCUGGGAUGCUGGCCAGGAUGUGAAGUGUUUUGAUGCCAGGACCUCCGAACGCAGACAGGGGCAAGCCCGCCUUGCACCCAUGGGCGACUGGCACCUGCUUGGGAGGCUGCUGGAGAGCGCACAGGAGCACUCCACAGUGGUGGGCAAAGUCUGGCUCACUGUCCUCUUCAUCUUCCGCAUCCUCGUCCUGGGGGCGGCAGCAGAGAAGGUGUGGGGGGACGAGCAGUCCAACUUCUCCUGCGACACCAAGCAGCCCGGCUGCCAGAGCGUCUGCUACGACCAGACCUUCCCCAUCUCCCACAUCCGCUUCUGGGUGCUGCAGAUCAUCUUCGUCUCCACGCCCAGCCUCAUCUACCUGGGCCACAUCCUGCACUUGGUGCGCAUGGAAGAGAAAGAGCUGGGGGCCUCCCCGGGGGUUCAGGUGGAGGUCAGCAGCAGCCCAGCAGCUCAGCCCAGGCCUGGCACAGCCCCUGUGCGGGACGCCUGCGGAAGGAUCCGCCUGCAAGGGGCCAUCUUGCGAACAUACUUCUGCAAUGUUGUCUUCAAGGCUCUCUUUGAGGUGGGCUUCAUCCUGGGCCAGUACGUGCUGUAUGGCUUUGAGUUGAAGCCCCUCUACACCUGCAGCCGCUGGCCCUGCCCCAACACGGUCAACUGCUACAUCUCCCGGCCCACCGAGAAAACCAUCUUCAUCCUCUUCAUGCUGGCCGUCGCCUGCCUCUCCCUCCUGCUCAACAUGGUGGAGCUGUACCACGUGGCCACCACUAAGUGCAGGCAAGGCCCUGAGCCCAAGCUCAGCCCAGAAGGGCAGCCGGAAGGAGAGCCUGCCAGCCACCGCCACCGCCUGCUUCACUGCCCCAGUGCUACGCCUCCCAGCAGCCCCUCUCUGCAGCCUGCAGAGAAAGCCAGUCCACGGACGGAGGGAGUGAGCGAGAGCCCCGCUUGGGGCGGAGGGCAGAAGCGAGGAAGCAAGUCCAGCAAAUCAAGCAAUAAGUGGAGGUCCAGUGACCUGGCUGUUUAGCCAAGGGACUUUGCUAACCUCACACUGGAUAGCAAGACCCAAGUGUUCCCACGGGCAUUAGAUGCACCACCAAGUCGAAAUCCCUACCCCAAUGCCUGAUCAGACAGAGAAUUCCUGGGCUGGAGGAAAGGUAGCCUGUACCUGCUCAGGAAUUAGGAAGCCUCAGGCCUCUCUCCUUUACCUCCCAAGCCUGCCCUUUCAUCAGAGAGCAACUUUGCUACGCUAGGAGAAGCAGCAGAGACUUCACAGCUCCCUUUCCAAUGAAGAAGGGGGACUCUGAGGGAGAGUCCCAGGCUGGUCCUAAGUCUCGAGACCCUCUUCUUCUAGGCAUCAGCCCCAAAUGCCUGAAGCAGAGACUUCAGCCACUUUUGGGAGCAGCUGCUGCAAAGCCACAAGCAGAGAAGAGCACUGGGCAUGUGGACAAUGGCCAGGCACUUUGGAAGAUUCUCUUGGUGUCUGCUGCCCCUUAGUGGCCAGGAAGUGGAAAGAGCACGCUUCAAGGCAGGCUCAGUCGGAGCAGAGAGCGGAUGCAAUGGGACCCACAGCAGCCAAGUCAGGGAAGGGGGUGGAGGUCUUCCCCUGGGGGCAUAAAAGUUGGUAAGGCAUGCUGGCUGCCACAUGCACACCCACCAA
Molecule: messenger RNA, 2159 nt
Organism: Podarcis muralis (Common wall lizard)
Lineage: Eukaryota; Metazoa; Chordata; Lepidosauria; Squamata; Lacertidae
Product: gap junction Cx32.2 protein-like
Biological process (GO): cell-cell signaling
Cellular component (GO): connexin complex
Molecular function (GO): gap junction channel activity
Source: RefSeq, a predicted model, not a curated record